CAAUGAUAUAAUUUAUUACACAUUUUGCAAUAAUUCCAUACGUCAUUGACAUUCUUGGAAUAUUUAGUUAGAAAUGUUUGAGGAAAAAUUCGUGCCGAUAUCAUAUGAUUCUCUAUUAAAAUCAAAGAUAAAGAAAGAUCAAAAGUAUUCUCUAAUAAUAGAAAUAUGAUAACGAAUGUAUUUGUUUAAUGAAUUGAUAUAUACAUAUAUUCGAGGUUCUCUAAACAUGAAUACUGUAAGAUCAAUAGUUAUACAAUGGCUUCAUAGAAAAUAUUUACCAAGAAUUCAGGUUCACAAUACUUUAUACGUUUCGGUAAUUCCAUGGAAGCAACAGUUAAGAUUUUAUGCAGAUUAUCCAACCCAUGUAAAAGUACAGUUUCCUACAUUAUCAUCAACUGUGGAAACAAGUACCAUUGUCAGUUGGUUCAAAAAGGAAGGUGAUAAAUUGAACAAAGGUGAUUUACUCGCUAAAAUUAAAACUGAGGAGGAAACAAUAAUCUUUGAAACACCGGAUGAAGGAUACUUAGCAAAGAUCAUAGUACCUGCAGGAACAAAGAAUGUUUGUACUGGUAAAUUAAUUUGUAUAAUUGUGCCAGAUAAAGAUAGCGUUGCUGCCUUCAAAGAUUUUGAAGAUUCUCCAUCCUCGAUUGUUCCUGUUCCAAGAACAAUUGCCUCUACAUUACCUUCUGUCCAAAAAAAACCAAUAAUGUCGUUCUUCGUCGCUGCAGGGGCAUUCGUUAUUUUCCUUUUUUGGUCUGUAAUAUUUAGCAUCAAAGAUAUAUUCAAAUCCUUGAUCCCAUUGAAAUAUAAAAUGAAAAGCAUCGACGGGGAAAUCAUUCUGGUGACUGGUGGUGCUGGUGGUAUAGGAAAGCUAAUCUGCCUCAUGUUGGCCAAUCUCGGUGCUAUCGUUGUCGUCUGGGACAUUAAUAAGGCUGGUAUGGAAGAAACUGUUAAGUUGGCGAGGACCGCGGGAGGUACUUGUUAUGGUUAUGUUUGCGAUUUGUGCGACAAGGAAGAUAUUUACAAGAAAGCGGAACUAGUUAAGAAGGAAGUUGGAAAGGUUACUAUUUUAAUAAAUAACGCCGGCGUGGGACGCAGAUUCAAGUUCUUAGAUGUGACUGACAAACUUCUUAAACGAACGAUAGACGUGAACGUGAUGAGUCACUUUUGGAUGACGAAAGCGUUCUUACCAUCGAUGCUGGAAGAUAACAAAGGUCAUAUUGUAAGUAUCGCAAGUUUAGCUGGAUUUGUAGGAGUACCGUAUUUUGUGGAUUAUUGCACCUCAAAAUUCGCUAUAAUCGGAUUCGAGGAAGCUCUUCACAUGGAGUUAAUUGCUGAUGGAUAUGACAUCAAUAUGACCGUGAUAUGUCCGUUUUUCAUUUCAAGUACUGGCAUGUACAGUGAAGUUUGUCCUAAAUUUUUACCGAGGCUUUUGCCGAAUAAAGUGGCGGAUCGAGUAGUGACUGCUUUGAGAUGCAAUGAAAAACUCGUUAUAAUUCCUGGUUACAUACGCUUUCUCGUUGCUACAAAAUGGUUUUUUCCAUGGUCUAGCGUAGUUAUGUUCGUACAAAAUUUAUUCAAAAACACAACAAAUACACCGAACAUUACUAGUCGUAAGAAAAAAAAAAUUACUCCAAGAACUAAAGAUCCAGACACCUGAGCUAUUCAUCAACAAUUAACAAGAUGUAUCUCAGAAAAGAAAUCUUAAUCGACAUGAUUGACAACUUCGCAAUAUCCAACUAUUUUCAAUUGCAUUUUCUUAAUAAAUAACGUGCAGCUGUGUGUGAGAGUUAUGAAGAGAAUAUUUAACGAAUAUUAUAUGAAAACAAUAUGUUAGUAUAUUGGGAAACUCGAUUUUAAUACGAGUUUUAACUUGGAGUUUGUCAUGCAAGAUAAAUCUUAAGAAACAAAGAUUUUUAGAAUUAAUAUUGGAAUGUCAAGGGAUAGUGAUAGAAGUUAAGUAAAAUAUGAGUAAUCUAAAUCUUAUUAUUUAUUAUUUAUUUAUAAGUAUUGUAUUGUGUCUUUUAAAAAAAAGUCAAAUACUUAGCUAAUUAAUCAUUGAUCAAGACCAAAUUUGAUUAGUUUGUAAGAAAGAUUGUACUUGAAAAGAAUCUUGCAAAAUGUCAAUGAAAAUUCGUAUAUUUUAAUAUUAUUGAUUACUAUUUUUACUUUAAUCUUUUGUUAUUUUGUAACACAAUGU
This is a messenger RNA of Apis mellifera (honey bee), 2200 nucleotides long. RefSeq names its product epidermal retinol dehydrogenase 2. Gene Ontology annotation, cellular component: lipid droplet. NCBI's taxonomy places the organism in Eukaryota, Metazoa, Arthropoda, Insecta, Hymenoptera, Apidae. The record is from RefSeq and is a predicted model, not a curated record. Gene Ontology annotation, molecular function: oxidoreductase activity, acting on the CH-OH group of donors, NAD or NADP as acceptor. The transcript is spliced from 10 exons. Bases 176 to 1660 code for a protein of 494 amino acids.